AUGAAACUGCUCAUGGUAUUGCUGAUUUUGGUCCUCAUUGGUAAUUGCACCUGUGGCCGCAGGAGAUUUAGAGGCAACAGAAAACACAAGAGCCACGGGAGUAGUAGUGAAGAGGCCCUAUUGGAGUGUGAACCAUUAGAUGCUCCGGUAAAUGGUUCAUUGCAAUUGAUAAAUGAUGAAAGUUGUAACAGCGCUGUCGCUGUUUAUUCCUGUGAUGAAGGCUUUGUGUUAAAUGGAAAUUCCACUAGAGUAUGCUCGAGUAGCGUUAACGAAGCGGAAUGGAGUGGUAAUGAAGCAAUCUGUGAACGCCUAUUGGAGUGUGAACCAUUGGAGGCUCCGGGAAAUGGUUCCUUGCAAUUGAUAAACGGUGAAACUUCCAAUGGCGCUGUCGCUGUUUAUUUCUGUGAUGAAGGGUUUGUAUUGAAUGGAAACUCUACAAGAGAAUGUUUGAGUAGCGUAAUCGAAGCGGAGUGGAGUGGGGAUGAUCCUAUCUGUGAACCCCUAUUGGAGUGUGAACCAUUGGAGGCUCCGGGAAAUGGUUCCUUGCAAUUGAUAAACGGUGAAACUUCCAAUGGCGCUGUCGCUGUUUAUUCCUGUAAUGAAGGCUUUGUGUUAAAUGGAAAUUCCACUAGAGUAUGCUCGAGUAGCGUUAUCGAAGCGGAAUGGAGUGGUGAUGAAGCAAUCUGUGAACGCCUAUUGGAGUGUGAACCGUUGGAGACACCGAUAAAUGGUUUCUUGCAAUUGAUAAACGGUGAAACUUCCAAUGGCGCUGUCGCUGUUUAUUUCUGUGAUGAAGGGUUUGUAUUGAAUGGAAACUCUACAAGAGUAUGUUUGAGUAGCGUAACCGAAGCGGAGUGGAGUGGGGAUGAACCGACCUGUGAACCUGUGGAUUGUGGAAUUCCUACGCGUAAUGAUGGCUUUCUUAAUAUUUCCUACACAACGACAACACUUGGAUCGAUCGCGAACUUCAGUUGUCCGGCAUGUGGACGACGUCUGGUUGAUGGUAACAAUAUCACUUGCCUGCCCAGUGGAGAAUGGAGUUGUAGCGAAGCAAGUUGUGUAGCCCGGGCGGUAUGGACAACAAGGGUGAAUAGACUGUGUACAGAUGUUGUCGGAGGGCAAACAUUGCUUGUGAAACCUGUUGAAAGCUUACCUGAUUGUCAACGUAUUUGUAUUGCUUUGAACCAGUUUGAAUGCAAGUCGGUUGAAUGGGGUCGUAACACUCAGGCGGGUAAUAAUGAUGGCAUUGCGCUUGAUUGCACAUUGCAAGGCUUUGAUUUGUCGGAACCAAAUGUGACAACUACUGAUUGUAGAGCAACAUACUACAGCGAACUUAUCUGUCGUCCAUGAUGAUAAGCUAUAAACUACACCCUUAAUGCAAGUGCACGCUGUUGAUGAAAAAACUAGAUGUAAACUAUGAUUGACGAAGCAGUGCAAUAGAUUGAUUGAUUCAUUG
Owenia fusiformis is the source of this 1456-nucleotide messenger RNA. NCBI's taxonomy places the organism in Eukaryota, Metazoa, Annelida, Polychaeta, Sabellida, Oweniidae. The record is from the annotation of a GenBank genome assembly.